CUAUGGCUGGAUCUACAAACGGAAACGGAUUGCGUGGCAAAUUGAACAAGGUUGUUUUGGCCUAUAGUGGUGGUUUAGACACAUCAGUCAUCGUCCCAUGGCUCAGGGAGAACUACGGUUGUGAAGUUGUUUGCUUCACUGCUGAUGUGGGUCAAGUAAAAUUGGAUGGUCUGGAACAGAAGGCCAAGGCCAGUGGGGCAUGUCAGUUAGUAGUGAAGGAUUUACAGGAGGAGUUUGUAAAAGACUAUAUUUUCCCUUGCUUGCGGGCUGGUGCAAUCUAUGAGAGGAAAUACUUGCUGGGAACAUCAAUGGCUCGUCCUGUUAUUGCUAAGGCCAUGGUGGAUGUUGCCAAAGCUGUUGGAGCUGAUGCUGUGGCUCAUGGAUGCACAGUGAAAGGAAAUGAUCAGGUUCGCUUUGAGCUGACAUUUUUUGCUCUUGACCCCAAACUGAACGUUGUGGUUCCUUGGAGGGAGUGGGACAUUACGGGUCGAGAAGAUGCUAUUGAAUAUGCUAAGAAGCACAAUGUGCCUGUCCCAGUGACAAAGCAAUCCAUAUACAGCCGAGAUGGAAACUUAUGGCACCUUAGUCAUGAGGGUGAUAUUUUGGAAGAUCCGGAAAAUGAGCCAAAUAAGGAUAUGUUCAUGAUGACUGUCGAUCCUGAAGAUGCACCGAAUGUACCUGAGUACAUAGAUAUUGGAAUCGUGAAAGGAAUUCCAGUUUCAGUCAAUGGGCAAGAGCUUUCACCAGCAUCGUUGCUUAAAAAGCUUAAUGAGAUUGGUGGAAAGCAUGGAAUCGGUCGUAUUGACAUGGUUGAAAACCGUCUUGUUGGUAUGAAGAGCCGUGGAGUAUAUGAAACUCCUGGAGGCACCAUCCUAUUUGCUGCUGCAAGGGAGCUGGAGUCCUUGACUUUGGAUCGAGAAACAAUACAAUUUAAAGACUCUGUAGCCCUCAAAUAUGCUGAGAUGGUCUAUGCAGGCAGGUGGUUCGACCCACUUCGUGAGUCUAUGGAUGCAUUCAUGGAGAAGAUUUCUGAGACAACAACAGGAUCAGUCACUCUGAAAUUAUUCAAAGGUUCAGUCACUGUGACUAGCCGUAAGAGUCCAUACAGUCUGUACAGGAAAGACAUAGCCUCAUUUGAGAGUGGAGAUGUGUAUGAUCAAGCUGAUGCAGCUGGGUUUAUUAAGCUGUAUGGUCUUCCCAUGAGGGUGCGGGCAAUGCUUAAGGAGGGUAUCUAG
Argentina anserina (silverweed cinquefoil) is the source of this 1235-nucleotide messenger RNA. Its product is annotated as argininosuccinate synthase, chloroplastic-like. Lineage: Eukaryota; Viridiplantae; Streptophyta; Magnoliopsida; Rosales; Rosaceae. The record is from RefSeq and is a predicted model, not a curated record. The coding region runs from base 3 to 1235 and encodes 410 amino acids. Gene Ontology annotation, biological process: L-arginine biosynthetic process; urea cycle. Gene Ontology annotation, molecular function: ATP binding; argininosuccinate synthase activity. The transcript has 7 exons. Gene Ontology annotation, cellular component: cytoplasm.